UGGGUCAGUUCUGCAGCUUGCAAUCCUUUCUGAAUUUCCGGGACCUACGCUUUGGAUCCUCACCGAAUUGGUAAUCGAUUUAGGGGAAAAGAAGUGUCGACGGAGAGUGGAGAUUUGGCGGGGCGAAGGCCGCGUUGGGCGUUCUCAAACCCGAGCCUUCUUGCCUUUGAGUCUGUGCUCUGGUCCGCGGGGGAGUUUGGUCUCUCCUAGUGUGAGGGUUUCCGUGAGUCGUCCCGACGCUCUCCACCACACGCCUGGGGCCACUUCUUCGCAGUAUAAGGAGGCAGUGACAUUCAAGGACGUGGCUGUGUUCUUCACAGAGGAGGAGCUGGGGCUGCUGGACUCUACCCAGAGGAAGCUAUACCAAAAUGUGAUGCUGGAGAACUUUAGGAACCUGCUGUCAGUGGGGCAUGAACCAUUCCACCAAGAUGCUUUCCACUUCAUAAAAGAAGAAAAGUUUUGGAUGAUGAAGACUGCAGUCCAUAGAGAAGAGAAUUCAGGAGGCAAAAUCCAAACUACGAUGGAGACACUUCCAGAAACAGAAUUGCAUGAAGAAUUGUCCUACCAGCAAAUGUUGGAACAAAUUGCAAGUGACUUAACCAGGUCUCAAGUUUCCAUGCUUAGUAGCUCUCAGGUCUACAAACAAGGUGAUGUGCCCUGCCAGGUUGAGAGAGGGCUAUCUGUUAGUCACAUAGGACAGAAACCUUACCUGGGUCAUGAGCAUAAACAGUCCUUCAGUGAUUUCUCAAUCUGUGAUCUUCGUCAACAAUUACACUCACGAGAGAAGUCUUAUACGUGUAAUGAGUGUGGAAAAAGCUUCUGUUAUAACUCAGCUCUUCAUAUUCAUCAGAGAAUCCACAUGGGAGAAAAACUUUAUAAAUGUAAUGUGUGUGGUAAGGAAUUCAGUCAGAGUUCACAUCUGCAAAGUCAUCAGAGGGUCCACACUGGAGAGAAACCCUUCAAAUGUGAGCAGUGUGGGAAAGGCUUCAGUCGUAGAUCAGGACUUUAUGUUCAUCGCAAAUUACACACAGGAGAGAAACCUUAUAAUUGUGAGGAAUGUGGGAAGGCCUUCAUUCAUGAUUCACAGCUUCAGGAUCAUCAAAGAAUCCAUACUGGGGAGAAACCAUUCAAAUGUGAUAUAUGUUAUAAGAGUUUCCGUAGUAGAUCAAAUCUUAACAGGCAUUCUGUUGUUCACAUGCAAGAGAAACCAUUCCGGUGUGAUACAUGUGGUAAGAGCUUUAGUCAGAGAUCAGCACUUAAUAAUCAUUGCCUGGUCCACACUGGAGAGAAACUGUACAGAUGUGAAGUGUGUGGAAAAGGCUUCAUUAGUAGGCAAGAUCUUUAUAGGCAUCAUAUGGACCACACAGGGCACAAACCAUAUCAUUGUAAAGAAUGUGGGAAGAGUUUCAGAUGGGCUUCUGGUCUUUCAAGACAUCAGCGUAUUCACAGUGGAAAAAUACCUUUCAAAUGUGAAGAAUGUGGAAAGGGAUUUUACACAAAUGCAGAGCGCUGUUCCCAUCAGAGAGUCCACAGUGGAGAAAAGCCAUACAAAUGUGAAGAGUGUGGAAAGAGUUACAAAAGGAGGUUGUAUCUUGACUUUCAUCAGAGGGUCCACAGAGGAGAGAAACUCUAUAAAUGUAAGGAAUGUGGGAAGACCUUUGGCUGGGCCUCGUGUCUUUUGAAUCAUCAGAGAAUCCACAGCGGAGAAAAACCAUUCAAAUGUGAACAGUGUGGGAAAAGAUUUACUCAGAAUUCACAACUUUAUACUCAUCGUAGGGUCCACAGUGGAGAAAAACCAUUCCAAUGUGAAGAAUGUGGAAAAAGAUUUACUCAGAAUUCACAGCUUUAUUCCCACCGCCGAGUCCACAGUGGAGUAAAGCCAUACAAGUGUGAGCAGUGUGGGAAGGGCUACAACCGAAAAUUUAAUCUUGACAUGCACCAGAGAGUCCACACAGGGGAGAGACCUUAUACUUGUAAGGAAUGUGGCAAGAGCUUUAGCCGGGCCUCAAGUAUUUUGAAUCAUAGGAGAAUCCAUAGUGGAGAAAAACCAUUCAAAUGCGAAGAGUGUGGGAAGAGAUUUACUGAGCGUUCUAAACUUCAUUCCCAUCAGAGAGUUCACACUGGGGAAAGGCCCUACAAAUGUGAGGAGUGUGGAAAGUGCUUCAGGUGGGCCUCAACUCACCUAACCCAUCAGAGACUACACAGCACAGAAAAACCAUUCAAAUGUGAGGACUGUGGGAAAAGCUUUGUACACAGUUUAUACCUUAUAGACCAACAAGGAGACCACAGCAGGGAAAAACCAUACAAAUGUGAGGCUUGUGUGAAGGGUUACAAGAGGCGCUUGAAUCUUGAUAUGCUUUUAUCAUUAUUUUUAAAUGACACAUAAUUAUACAUAUUUAUGGGACACAUAAUUUGAUACAUAUAUCCCUGUGUAAUGAUCAAAUCAGUGUAAUGAACAUAUUUAUUACCUCACUUAUUAUUUCUUUGUGUUGGAAACCUUCAUAAUCUGCAGUUCUUACUGUUUGCAAAUAAACGCUAAAUUGUUAUUGAUUAUGAGGCAAGAGCGUAAAAGCGGAGCUAAAGAUCUGUCCUGACCAUUCUGUAUAGGCAUUAGCCAAACGGUCUGUAACACUCCUACCUCUACUGUUGCAGAUAUCUCUGUUAUCUGUAUUUCCUUCCCUUGGUAUGCGCUGGGCCUAGAUAGUAACUUUGUAACUUCCUUAACCUUCCCUUGCCUCUGAAGAUAGGUAGCCCACCCGGUGUCAAGGGCGUGGGCCAACCUGACCUUCCCUUGAGUCCCAAGACUUUCACGUUUGUCAAGUCCCUCACAUCUUUUAUCACUCUCACGUGCACCCUAGCCCUAAAAAAUGUAUAAAAGAAAGGCAAGAGAUUAAGUUGGUGGGCUCGGUUUUUUGGGACACUAGUCUGCAGAGUCUCCUGGCUGGAAUAAACUCGCCGCUUCCUCUAUCAACUGGUGCCUGGAGUCUUCUGUCUGCGUUGGUUUUCCUGCUACAAUUACAGUCACUUUGUUGUGCUGUAGAACACUAGAGUGUUUUACUUCUAUUAUACUUUCUGUAUGUGUUAACAAAUCCAUAGCUGUUUCCUGCAUCCUUCCCUGUCUCUAGUCGCCACUAUUCUGUUCUCCACUUGUAUGAGCUCAACUUUUUCGGCUUCCAUUUAUGAGUGAGAAUGUGUAUUCAUCUAGCUGACAGGCACCCUGAGGGCAGGGGUGUGUGUGUCCAUUUUUCACAACAUCUGUAUAGAGCCUAACAGACAGAAGGGAAUGUAAAUCUUUUUCUUUACAUUAGCAGGAAACUGCCUUUUACAAUUAGCUUUUUUACAGUCGUAGAGAGUUCCUAAACAGAGGGGGAUGGGUACCUGUGCUAGCUACAGUCCUCAGUUCCAGCUCAAAAUUAUACCUGAAGGUAGAUGUGGCAAACCAGCGUGGCAAAGGGGAGCAAACCAGAGUGGAAUUGGUGGAGAAUGAGGAAAAUACAACAUAAGAGAAGACAUGGAAACAAAGGGAGGGCAGCCAGUACCAAAACACAAAUCAGCUUUAUUUUGUAGUAUUUGUACAGGUUUCUCUACAGGGAAGUAGCAUAAACAAAAGAUAUUUUUGGUCUUAUAACAUGAUUGGAAACUGUAAAUGACUUGAAAAGAGACAAAUGAUCUUGUUAAUGGUUUCUACUCAACUUCAUUAACAUAUGACAAGAAGGGAGAGGUUGUGAGGAUUCUGCCUAGUUAACAAAACAAAGGAAGAACUUUGUGACUUAGUGGUUUCUACUCUGUUAGCGUACAAUAAGGUGAAAGAAGGGAGCGAUCUCAAAGAUCUCUGCAUAGUUAACUAGACAAAGAGCUAUGUGAUUUCUGGCAUAGGGAGCAUGAAGAAAGGAAUUUGGCUGUUGUGGGAACAGAGAAGCAGUUGGAGGUUCAUUCUCUGAAUGUUUCCCAGGCUAUGAGGACCCUGCUUUCUCAUAGCCCGCUCUCCCCAGGCAUAAUCAAUGACAAGAUAACAAUCAUCAGUGACAAAGUACUGCUUCUGUUAAUGGGCCUGUGCUAAGAAGAGGAGUCAUUUUGCAGCAAUUUCACAGUACCAUGUCAAUUUGGUGAUAGCCGUAAAUCAUCUUCAUCCCCUUUACAACUUCUAAAUAAAGACAGAGUACCUAAUUCUGCCAACAUUAUGUACCUCUUUUU
Molecule: messenger RNA, 4194 nt
Organism: Nycticebus coucang (slow loris)
Lineage: Eukaryota; Metazoa; Chordata; Mammalia; Primates; Lorisidae
Product: zinc finger protein 225-like
Exons: 4
Coding region: 374-2386 (670 amino acids)
Biological process (GO): regulation of transcription by RNA polymerase II
Cellular component (GO): nucleus
Molecular function (GO): DNA-binding transcription factor activity, RNA polymerase II-specific; RNA polymerase II cis-regulatory region sequence-specific DNA binding
Source: RefSeq, a predicted model, not a curated record